AUGGGACUGAACGACAGCAGCCCCGGCGCCAUGCGGAACGGCCGCGGCCUGUCGGACCAGUGGGCGGAGUCGGUGGUGGUCCGGCCUCGGACCACCGAGCGCCACAUCACGGUGCACAAGCGCCUGGUGCUGGGCUUCGCGCUGUCCAUCCUCACCCUCAUCAUCGUCACGGCGGUGGCCGUGCUGCUCAGCGUUCGCUUCGAGGAGUGCGGCGCCGAGCGAGACGGCGCCGGGGAGGCGAGCUCGCGGGGCGCCGGCGGGUCGGCCAAGUUUAACGGGAGCAAAGGGGAGCGGACGGGGGAGAGGGGGGAGGAGGAGGCGGCGCAGCCCUGGAGGAGCUCCCGCCUGCCGGGCUCGGUGCGGCCGCGGCACUACGACCUGCGGCUCGUCGUCCACAUGGACAACUUCACCUUCUCCGGAGAGGUCAGCAUCGAGCUCGAGUGCAUCAACGCCACCAAGUUCAUCGUCCUGCACACCGACCGCCUCGAGAUCGACCGUGUGUCCGUCACGUCAGAGGGCGGGGCCAGCCGGGUGCUCAGCAGGCCGGGGGGCGGGGCCAUGCGCGUGCACCGCCACUUCCUGUUCCCGGCCAAUCAGAUGCUGGUGGUGGCGCUGCACCGCGAGCUGAAGCCGCUGAGGCUUUACCGCCUCAACGUGAGCUUCGACGCCGCCAUCGAGGACGAGCUGCUGGGCUUCUUCAGGAGCUCCUACACACUGCACCGAGAGAGACGCUACCUGGCCGUGACUCAGUUCAGUCCCAUCCACGCCCGGAAGGCCUUCCCCUGUUUCGAUGAGCCGGUCUACAAGGCCACCUUCUCGCUCACGCUGCGCCACGACCCACAAUACACCUCUCUGUCCAACAUGCCCGUGGAGAGCAGCUCAUUGGCCGACGACGACGGCUGGGUGACCAAUCGCUUCGCCCGGACGCCGCGCAUGUCCACAUAUUACCUGGCCUGGGCCGUGUGCAACUUCACCUACGGAGAGACGCAGACGGACACGGGCGUGACGAUCCGCCUGUACGCGCGGCCCGACGCCGUCUCCAGCGGCGCCGGCAACUACACGCUGCACAUCACCAAGAGGCUGCUGGGAUUCUACCAGGACUACUUCAAAGUGCAGUACUCACUGCCCAAGCUAGACCUGCUGGCGGUGCCGAAGCAUCCCUACGCCGCCAUGGAGAACUGGGGCCUGAGCGUCUUCGUGGAGCAGAAGAUCCUGUUGGACCCCGAGGUGUCGUCGCUGUCCUACCAGAUGGAGCUGACCAUGGUGGUCGUCCACGAGAUCUGCCACCAGUGGUUCGGGGAUCUGGUGACUCCGGUUUGGUGGGAAGAUGUUUGGUUAAAGGAAGGUUUCGCUCAUUUUUUCGAGUACGUCGGGACAGACUUCCUCUUCCCUAAGUGGAACAUGGAGAAGCAGCGCUUCCUGACUGACGUCCUCCAUGAGGUGAUGGUAUUGGACGGCUUAAGCUCCUCCCACCCGAUCUCCCAGGAAGUGGAGCAGGCGACCGACAUCGACCGAGUGUUCGACUGGAUCGCCUACAAGAAGGGGGCAGCUCUCAUCAGGAUGUUGGCCAACGUGAUGGGACGGCCGCUCUUCCAGAAGGGACUCAAUGAUUAUCUGCUGAGUCACAUGUACAGCAACGCCGCACGAGACGACCUGUGGAGCAAGCUGUCUGAGGCCAUGCGUUCUGAGGGGCGGGACAUUGACAUCGGGGAGAUGAUGGACAGGUGGACGCUGCAGAUGGGAUAUCCCGUCGUCACCAUCAGCAAGAACCAAUCAGAGCAGCUCUCCAGCAGUUACAUCACCAUCAGCCAGGAGCACUUCCUGUACGGACAGGAAGUCAGGACCAACAACAGAUUACAUGGCCGAUUCCUCUCAGUCCAUCAAAUCGCUCUCAUGUAA
Molecule: messenger RNA, 1899 nt
Organism: Myripristis murdjan (pinecone soldierfish)
Lineage: Eukaryota; Metazoa; Chordata; Actinopteri; Holocentriformes; Holocentridae
Gene: trhde.2
Product: thyrotropin releasing hormone degrading enzyme, tandem duplicate 2
Exons: 12
Coding region: 1-1899 (632 amino acids)
Biological process (GO): proteolysis; peptide catabolic process
Cellular component (GO): membrane; cytoplasm
Molecular function (GO): peptide binding; zinc ion binding; metalloaminopeptidase activity
Source: RefSeq, a predicted model, not a curated record